CGUCUGGGCUCAGGACCUCCCGGCCCCGGCCCCACCCCCGCGCCAACGCUCGCAGCCCCCAGCUCCCGCGCGCUGGGUGAGGAGGCCGCGUUGCCAGGGAAACGGGAGGACGCCGGGCAGCCGCCCCCACCGCCUCCACCCCUAGAAAGCCCUGCCGCCGCCGCAGCUGAAAGCUGCCUCCGGGGAGGAGGAGGAAGAGGGGCCGGUAGCGGGAGGGGAGACGAGACAGGAGGAGGAAGAGGAACACAGAGACUGCCCUGCGCGAUUGAUGGGCGGCCCCUCCGCCCUGGACCAGCCCGCCUGUCCCGCCCCUUGGCCCCUUCAGCCCGCGCAGGUGGGGAAGGACGGACCCGCCAGGUUGGGGAUUAAGAAUCAUGUUGCAUGAAGCAAAGGACAGGCAGAAGUUCGUGAGUAAUGUUCAGUAUCUGCGGGACAUGCAGCAUAAGAUGGACUCUGAAUAUCAGGCUUGUCUGAGACGACAGGAAUAUAGAAGAGACCCAAAUGAGAAGAAAAGAGAUCAAUUUGGGGGGCCAGAGACAAAUUUGGAGAGAUCCCGGUUUUCAAGUGGGUCAUCUUCCAAACAGAGUUCUGGUGAGGAGGAUCCUCUGGCUGAACCAAGACCAUCCACCAAGAGUUCUGCGGUUAAGUGUGAUUCCAAACUUCCAGCAAUUGACCAAACAUCAGUCAAACAGAAACAUAAAAGUACUAUGACUCCAAGGAAAGUGGAGAAAGCAAGCCCCAGCAAACCCUCUUCAGCAACCCUGGCAUCACAGAUUUUAUCAAGGAAGAGGAGGCCAAACCUGGGGAGACUGACAGUCAGCCCAGAAAUGCAGAACCCAAGAGUGCCGGGGGACAGAAGCAGACUGAAGGCACAGGCCCUCAGGGGACCAGAUCCAGUAGUUCAACAAGAGGGCCCAAUGUGGACAAGUGACACUAAGCUGAAGAGGCCAACUCGAGAGAGAAGAAACUUCGUCUCAUCCUCACAGUUAAUGACCACGACUGAGAAUACCCCUGAGAGAGCCAAAAAAGGAGACCCAAGUGCUCUUUCCCAGAAUGAGCUAUAUCCAGGCCUACGUCAGGCCUUCCAAGGAACAAACAGUCCUCAAAUGUUGAGUGAGUCCUUGGGGCCACCACUCAUAACCACCAACCCGGGAGGACCAAGAAGGGCACCAUUUAGGUUCAGAGACGAAGAUUUUUAUUCCAUUUUAUCAUUAAACCCUGGCGGAGAUGGUGAUGACACUGAGGAAGAGACUCUUGUCGAGGAAGAACUUUUGUUGGCUGGUAUGCACCCAACUCGUUCUCCUUCCAAUCACAAGAGAAGUCGCUUUCUUGGGAUAUCGGCCACUCAGACCAAAAAUAAAAAUUUUGAAGAAAACCCUGAAAAUUGGAGAGCUAAUUCCAAUUGGAGAAGAAAUGAGUCCAGUUAUGGCUCCUUAAGAAUAAGCAAUGCAAUGGAGCCCGUGACCAAACCUCCGCCUCUUGGGCCAAGGGUGUUUCAAGACCCCAAGCUACCUCCUGGAGGAUCUCCUAAAGAGAAUGACAGUGGUGACAGUAAACAUGAGAACAGCGCUUUUCCUUCAUGGGACACCAAAUCUAGUCUGGAUGGUGACCUCAGUGCUGAAAAUGUAUUUAGAGAUUGUAUUUCAAUGGAAGACAGGUCUGGUACCCAUGAUUAUGAAAGAGAUUGGCAUGCCUAUCUAAACAGCUCUAGUAAUUCUCUUGACUAUUUUCUUUCUGGUAGAUCAACAGCUCCAAGAUCACCAGCGAGUUCAUCUUACAACACUCCUGGAUCAUUAAUGCAUUCUGCUGCGAGAGGAGAUACUCCAGUAGACUCGUCAAUGUCAUCUACCUUAGUUCAGAGUGCAGACUCAGAGGGAAACUCAAGGUUUAGUGUUCGUCGACCACUGUCCCCUAUUAGAAAUAGGAAUCUAUUUGUCAGUGCUGAAAACCAUAGUUAUUUUCCAGUAAACAGUGCACAUGAAUUUGACGUCAGGGGAGAAGAAGAUGUUACUUUAACAAGCCCAUCGCAGGGGGCUCCAUUAUACACAGAAGACCUCUCACUAAAUCCUGAAAGCAACUUGUCCUUGGUGGAGUCUUCCAGCUCCUCUCCAUCAAGAAUGAACAUACAAGGCCAUUUGCAUGUGCCUGGGUCCCUGCAAGAAAACAUACCCUUUACUUUCUUUGCAGUCUCUGAUUCCCCAAAUCAAAAUGAUAAUGGAAACGGACUGGCAGUCUCUGCUUUCACAGAUGAAAAGGAAGCCAUUACGAUAAAGGCAGACCCUGAGAAACUCAAGAAAUUACAGGAAAGUCUCCUGGAGGAGGACUCGGAGGAGGAGGAGGGAGACCUGUGUCGCAUCUGUCAGAUAGCCGGGGGUUCCCCAACCAACCCCCUCCUGGAGCCUUGCGGCUGUGUGGGAAGCCUGCAGUUUGUUCAUCAGGAUUGCCUGAAAAAGUGGCUGAAAGUGAAAAUAACAUCAGGAGCGGAUCUAGGUGCUGUGAAGACCUGUGAGAUGUGUAAGCAAGGCCUGCUGGUCAACCUGGAUGAUUUUAACGUGACUGACUUCUACCGGAAGCACCAGCAAUCCCGGGCACAAAAUGAGCUGAUGAAUUCAGGCUUGUACCUGGUGCUGCUGCUUCACCUCUAUGAGCAGAGGUUUGCAGAACUCAUGAGGCUCAACUACAGCCGAGUUUCGAGAGGAAGGUUGUCAAGAAAUUACCCACAACCCAGACCGGAAGAAAAUGAAAAUUCUGAGCUGGGGGAUAGAAAUGACAGCGGCAGCCACAUUGUCUAGCAAGGGAGCUGGCCCUCCUGGAGCUCUGCGAUGACAUCUCCUCACAGCUGCUUUUUCUAUGUCCCCAUGUGCCUCCUUCCCGCCUCCUCUUUACUGAAACUGAAACCACAGUGUUUACAGUUACCAUUUUCACCCUGUGUCCCUCUGUCCUCGGGGUCUGGCUUGAGCAUUAAGGACAGCAGCAGGGACCCGCUCAGUCCCCAACAGCACAAGUCGGGAAGCCGGCGCUGCUUGAGUCCCCACCGGUGGCCCUGCUGCUGUCCCCCCCAACCCUGCCCCGAGCCUGAAGCACCAGGCACCUGGCAGCCCUGGCAGCCCCGCAGCCUCUGUACAGGGCGCCUGUUUAGGCCUCCCUCCACCCUGAGUGGAAUCCGGCCACGUCUUCAAUAAAAUGACUUUAUUC
Mustela lutreola (European mink) is the source of this 3195-nucleotide messenger RNA. RefSeq names its product membrane associated ring-CH-type finger 10 (gene MARCHF10). The transcript has 11 exons. Gene Ontology annotation, molecular function: zinc ion binding. The record is from RefSeq and is a predicted model, not a curated record. Bases 375 to 2792 code for a protein of 805 amino acids. Lineage: Eukaryota; Metazoa; Chordata; Mammalia; Carnivora; Mustelidae.